AUGGCUGCUGCAGGAUACCGUUUGUCUGCACAGGUGGGCGGGCACUCCAAGGACGUGCGGUGCGUGGCGGCGCUCUCGUCGUCGACCAUUGCCACCGGCUCGCGCGACGCCACCAUCAUCAUCUGGCACAACGUACCUGAGACCACCACAUGGGAGCCCAUGCGGACGCUCUACGGUCACGAGCACUUUGUAGCUGCACUGGCUGUCCUUGGCCCGCCUAGCCUGGUUGCUGCCUCUGGAUCGGAUGAGCCGGCUCCGCUGGACGAGGCGGACUCAGUCCUGCCGCUCCUCGCCUCGGCUGCCUACGACAACACGGUUAUGAUCUGGGACUCGGCUGCGGGCGUGCCGCUCGCUCGGCUGGAGGGCCACACGGGCAACGUAUGCUCGCUGGUGGUGGCCCCUGGCGGCGAGCUGAUCUCCGGCUCGUGGGACGCCACUGCCCGCGUCUGGGCUCCGUCCGACGGCCACUCGGCCCACGGCCCGGCCUCACGCUGCGUCUCGGUCCUCGAGGGCCACGAAGGCUCAGUCCUGGCCCUUCUAGCUGAUUCUCGCCGCGGGCUGCCGCUGGUUGUCUCGGCCGGCUCGGACAAGACGCUGCGGGUGUGGAACGCAGCGACCUGGGCCUGCUCCGCCGUCCUCCGCGGGCACGACGACGUGGUCCGCGGCCUGGCGCUCGCUGGUGGCCCAGACUCGGACCUGGUUGCCUCGGUUGCCAACGAUGGCAUGGUCAAGAUGUGGUCGAUGACCUCGGGUGCAUGUGUCCGCACUCUUGGUGGCGCCCACUCAAACCUGGUGUUUGCACUGGCUGCCCUACCGUGGUCCUCGGCGGCAGCACCGUCGCUGGUCACCGGUUCGGAGGACAAGUCGGUGGUGGUCUGGUCCGAGGCCGAGCCGCUGCAGACCAUUGCCUUCCCCACCACGGUGUGGGCGGUGGCGGCACUGCCGAACGGCGACUUUGUCGCAGGCUGCGCUGACGGCAUCGCACGCAUCUUCACGGCCUCGGACGCGCGCAUCGCCUCCGACGAUGAGCUCGCCGCCUUUGAGGACUACGCCUCGGCGGCUGCGCUUGUCUCGGGCGGACAGCAGGUCAAGCUCGACGAGCUCGACGACAUUUCGCAGCUGACGGUUGUCGAGGGCGCCCGUGACGGCGAGACCAAGCUCUUCCGCGACGGCUCCAAGGCUGUCGCCUACUCGUGGUCCGCCGCAUCCGGCGCAUGGGUUCUCAUCGGCGACGUUGUGUCGGGGCCCGGCGGCAAGGAAAUGCUCAACGGCAAGUACUACGACUGUGUGUUCGAGGUCGACGCCGGCGACGGCAACGGCAACUACAAGCUUGGCUACAACCACGGUGAGAACGAGUACGACGUCGCCACCCGUUUUUGCGCCGAAAACGGUCUCCACCCGCAGUUUAUCGAGCAGGUUGCGCAGUUUAUCCGCACCAACGCCGCGCCGCAGACGCUCGCCAUGGGCGCAACUGAGCCGGCGUGGACCCGUCUGGGCCUCUCCUCGGCCCAUUUUCCGGUCACUGCCCCGGCGUUCUUCAUGGCCGCCAAGGGCCUCUCCCGCGCCGCAGACAAGCUCGCCGCAGACACCGACGCCGACGCCGACGCUCUCUCUGACCUUGCCGCUGUCCUCGCUGACGUCGGCCGCUACCACUCGUCGGUUCUUCCCACGGCGUGGAUCGAGGCCCUGCUUGCCGCUCUCGCCGCUGCACCCAACGGCUCCAAGUUUGCCGCCUACGACCUCCUCCGCAUGCUUGUCCUCCACCCGAGCGGCGCCACCUACUUUGCCGCCGCCCCAGGCGAGCUGGUCGGCAUUGUCGCCGAUGGUGUCGCCUCGGGCUCAGGCCCGCGCCGCAUGCUUGCCCUCCGCCUCGCUGUCAACGCCUUCAAAGCCCUGGUCCUCCGUCCCGACAUGCUUGCCAGCGCCGAUCAGCUGCUGGCUCUCGUCGCCGGCCUCGUCGACCCGGCCGCCAUCGCCUCGCCCAAAGAGCUCACCGCUGCGCUCGGCGUCGUCGUCGGCUACGCUGGCCUUGCCACCGACCUGGCCGCCGACCGCAUCCGCGACCUGGCCGCCAUCGUCAAAACCGUCCUCGAACGCAACGACGACGGCCUCGCCUUCCGCGCCCUCACCGCCUGGGGCACCUGCCUCGUCAAGGCGCCGUCGCACGCAGUCGACAUUGCCGUCUCUGCGGGCCUCCUCACCGCCGUCUCCAGCUACGUCUCGGACCACGCCCAGAUGCAGAGCAUCCUUGCCGACAUCAAGGCCUUUUCUGGCUCUGGAUAA
This is a messenger RNA of Thecamonas trahens ATCC 50062, 2283 nucleotides long. Its product is annotated as ubiquitin homeostasis protein lub1. Gene Ontology annotation, molecular function: ubiquitin binding. NCBI's taxonomy places the organism in Eukaryota, Apusomonadida, Apusomonadidae. Gene Ontology annotation, cellular component: nucleus; cytoplasm. Gene Ontology annotation, biological process: ubiquitin recycling; proteasome-mediated ubiquitin-dependent protein catabolic process. The record is from RefSeq and is a predicted model, not a curated record. The coding region runs from base 1 to 2283 and encodes 760 amino acids. The transcript has a single exon.